This is a messenger RNA of Bactrocera oleae (olive fruit fly), 790 nucleotides long. RefSeq names its product Odorant-binding protein 49a (gene Obp49a). Gene Ontology annotation, molecular function: odorant binding. NCBI's taxonomy places the organism in Eukaryota, Metazoa, Arthropoda, Insecta, Diptera, Tephritidae. The record is from RefSeq and is a predicted model, not a curated record.
AGCGUGCAAGCAUUCGAAUUUUUUUUCCAUUUUUUUAUUUAUUUAAAACUAUAGAAUAGAACUUUGUAUAAAACGCCGAGUCUGGACUUGCUAAACAUCAGUUGAAAUUUGUCAUUUCUGAGCCAAAUUUCAAAUAUGAAGGCAAACUUUGGAUUUUUUGUAGUGAUUUUUGUAUUUGUGUGCCACGCUAGCGCAGAUGAUGAAACUGUGGAUUGCACUAAGCCGCCACGUCAUGUUCCGCCACAAAUGUGCUGCCCAGUGCCAGAUAUCAGUACUGAUGAACUGAAGGAGCAAUGUGCUGAAUAUAACAAACCGCCACCACCACCGCCGAUGGGACGUGGCGGUCCACCAAAGUUUAAUCAUCAUCAUCAUCCACCACCUUGCCUGAUCGAGUGCAUUUUCAACAACACCGGAGUGAUGGGCGAAAACGGCGAACCCGAUAUUGACAAAUUUAGCGCCUUACUCGACACAGUCGUAAUGGAUAAUGAAGAAAUAGCUGCCGUUAUGGAAGAAUCAUUCGAGACUUGCGUAGAGAUGCUUAGCGAUUUGAAGGAUAAAAUAGCUGAGAAGGCCAGCAAACACCCUGAAUUUGAGGAUAGAAUGGGUAAAUGUUCGCCAUUAAGCGCCGUGCUGAUGACUUGCGUCAAUGUGGAGACCUACAAAAAUUGUCCCACCUCUAUUUGGAAUGAUAAUGCAGAGUGCAACGCGUCUCGUAACUUCUUUACGCAGUGUAUGUUUCCUAAAGACGGCAAUUAAAUGAAGGAAGUUAUUUUCCUAUAAUUAAAAUACA